AUGGCAGGGCACGGUGCCAGCCUGCUCCUGCUGCUCGGGCUUCUGCCAGCUCUCCUGGUGGCCGUCAGGAUCAAUGGCCACCAGGGCCGCGAGGUCCUGUACCUGGCCAAGGGCGACUCGGUCAAGCUGGGCUGUCCCUACGUGCUGGAGCCCGAGGACGUGGGGCCGCAGGGCGUGGGCAUCGAGUGGAUCCAGAUCACGCCCGAGAGACCCGGCCCCGAGAACGUGUUCCUGUCCUACCACGACCACCACGUGAACUACGGCAGCUCAGGGCUGCAGGACCGCGUGGCCUUCGUGCAGACGGACCCGGGCCAGCGUGACGCCUCCAUCCGCGUGGCCGACCUGCAGGAGAGCGACACCGGCACCUACCAGUGCCGCGUCAAGAAGAACACGGUGGCCGUGCACGAGGUCAUCGUCACUGUGCAAGAGAAGCCGGCGGCCCCGCAGUGCUGGAGCGAGGGGGAGCUGCUCGAGGGGGGCUCGGUGCUGCUGCGCUGCUUCAGCCGCGGCGGGGCCGCGCCGCUCUCCUACCAGUGGGCAAAGCUGGCAGAGGGCUACGGCGGGGGGCGCCUGCCCGCGGGCACCCUGCAAGUCUCUGCGGGGCGCGGGUGGCACCUUGGUGACAGUGCCACCCGUGCCGUGCCAGGCCGUGCUCCGGGUGACCUGGUGAUCCGCAGCCUGACCGUGGCACACGCUGGCACCUACCAGUGCCGGGUCAGCAACCGCGUGGGCUACUCGGUGUGCCAGCUGAGCCUGAACCCCGGGCCCCGCGGGCGCCAGGCUGGCAUCAUCGUGGGCUCCAUCCUGGGCUCCCUGCUCCUGCUCAGCCUCCUGGGGCUGCUGAUCUGGGCACUGAUCGCCCGCUACCAGCGCAAGGAGUGCCAGCGCGCCUGCAGCGACUGCAGCCCCCCGACCCCGUUCAUCGCCGACGCCCGCGGCCACCUCCUGCCGGGGGUGCCGCGCUCCCAGGUGUCGCCGUGGGGGACGUUCCUGGGGACGUGGGACAUGCCGGCCCGCAUCCCCCCGGCCCGCUGGGACCGCAGCGCCCGCUCGGCCGCCGCCGCCGCCCGCCUGGCCCGGUACCGGCACCGCGAGCUGCGGGCGGCCUGCAACGGCGUCCAGACACGGGUCACCGGCAAGCUGCAGAAACCCUGGGACACGGAACCUUCCGGAAAGGAGCUGGGGGGUCCCAGCGGGGGCUCCCCCCACAGCCCUGAGACCCCAGACCCUGGGGACAUCCCUGAGGGGGGACCCUGUCCCCAAAAUCUCUCCGAGUGGGGACCCUGUCCCCUAAAUACCCCCGAGUGGGGACCCUGUCCCCUAAAUCCCCCUGAGGGGGGAUCCUGUCCCCAAAAUCUCUCCGAGUGGGGACCCUGUCCCCUAAAUCCCCCCAAAAUCCCCCCGGGCGGGGACCCUGUCCCCUAA
Molecule: messenger RNA, 1425 nt
Organism: Lonchura striata (white-rumped munia)
Lineage: Eukaryota; Metazoa; Chordata; Aves; Passeriformes; Estrildidae
Source: RefSeq, a predicted model, not a curated record